Molecule: messenger RNA, 8827 nt
Organism: Tachysurus fulvidraco (yellow catfish)
Lineage: Eukaryota; Metazoa; Chordata; Actinopteri; Siluriformes; Bagridae
Gene: mrc2
Product: mannose receptor, C type 2
Exons: 29
Coding region: 167-4594 (1475 amino acids)
Molecular function (GO): signaling receptor activity
Source: RefSeq, a predicted model, not a curated record
GUAAUCUGGCAACCAUUAAAUCGGCACAGCGGUUCAGCCUCAUUCAGACCGAGCAGAAACUGCACUCCAGACCAAACACACACGCACGCGCGCUCCAUCUCGAUCCACUUCUCCGGCUCUGCGGAGGAAACUCUUACUUUCUCAUUUUUCCGCGAAAUCUGCUGGUAUGCAUGAUCAGGAAAAGACGAAAAGCGCACGGAGGGAUGUGUUUCACAUUUGCAGAUGCACUUUAUAUUUAUUGCUUUUAUGCCUGGGACCGAAAAUUGCCCUCACAGCACAUGAGUCCGACUCUGACACGUUUGCCUUUUUCCAUGAGGGGGUGCGGGGCUGUUUGGCCGUUCGAGACCAUGCGCUCUACCUUACAACAUCCUGUGAUAGUGACACUCAACUCUGGAAGUGGGUCACCCGGAAUCGUCUCUUUAACAUAGGCUCCUCCCUCUGUCUGGGCGUCAGGAUGGGAAAUGGGAACGCCACAAGUGUUUUGCCUCGACUCAGCGUGUACCGGUGUGACCGCGAACCCACUUUGGUCCGGUGGUCGUGGAGCUGCAGCAAGUUCCUGGAUGACCUCAGCACCUAUUUGCCAAAUCCGAACCCACCUAGAGAUGACCGCAAUGUCUUAGCUGCUCGGACCUCUCCAGUAGCUGGAAGCACACGGUGGAGACUUUACGGUGACGAGCAGGACCUUUGUGCCAAAACAUAUCGUGAAAUCUACACCAUCCAGGGAAACUCUCAUGGACACCCGUGUUACCUGCCUUUUCUAUAUGAUGGACACUGGUUCCACAGCUGCACCAGUGUGGGGAGAGAGGACGGCCAUCUCUGGUGCGCCACCACACACGACUACGGCAAAGACGAACGCUGGGGAUUCUGUCCUGUUAAGAGUGCAGACUGUGAGACAUUCUGGGACACAGACUCUCUGAUGGAUAACUGCUACCAGUUUAAUUUCCAGGCCACACUCUCUUGGGAGGAGGCUCGCACCAGCUGCAAACAGCAGGGGGCAGAACUGCUGAGCAUCACCAAGGUGGAGGAGCAGAGCUACAUCAAUGGUUUCCUUACUGGUUACAGCUCCACUCUGUGGUUGGGUCUGAAUGAUCUGGACCUCAACGGAGGCUGGCAGUGGUCCGACACUGCUCCUCUCAAAUAUCUCAACUGGGAGACAGAUCAGCCAAACCACGAGGAUGAGCAGAAUUGUGGUGUGAUCCGUACCGAGAGCUCAGGGCGCUGGCAGAACAGAGACUGCUCCAUGGCACUGCCUUACAUAUGCAAGAAACGGCCCAAUGCCACCCUCGACCCGUUCACCACAGACUCCUGGACAGACGAUGGGGGGUACCAGUGUGAUAUCGGCUGGCAGAAUUUCCAGGCUGGCUGCUACCGACUGAACUCAGAAAAGCUGGACUGGAAUUAUGCCGAAAAAAACUGCCAGAAGAUGGACGCCCACUUAGUCAGCAUCCACACACUCCCGGAGCUGGAGUUUAUUAAUAUGCACAUGAAAAGAGAUGUAGAAGAGGUGUGGAUCGGACUGCAUGAUACCAUGAUGCAGAUGAAUUUUGUGUGGACUGACCAUACUCCUGUUAUCUUCACCUACUGGCACCCAUUUGAGCCCAACAACUUUCUGAACACACAGGAGGACUGUGUCAUCAUGUGGGGUCCUGAAGGCCGCUGGAAUGAUAACCCCUGCAAUUCCUCUUUACCUUCCAUCUGUAAAAAAACAGCUCAGAAGAUAGAUGGACCGAUCCAAGACCACGGGUGCAGACAGGGAUGGAAGUGGCACAAUCCUGCAUGUUUCUGGGUUGGAGAGGAGUCCGUAACUUUCAAUAAUGCUAGACGAGUGUGUGCUAGCUACAAUGCAACAUUAGCCGUCAUCAACAACAGGUUCGAACAGGCGUUUGUGAACAGCUUGGUGUUUGGCCGUUCAGACGAUCAUUUCUGGCUGGGGCUGAAUAAUCAGAACAGCACUGGGCCUUUCCGCUGGCUCACCGGGGAGCAACUGACAUACACCAACUGGAACAGAGAUCAGCCAGCUCCAUUUAAAGGUGGAUGUGUAGCCAUGGCAACAGGCCAUGCUACAGGCCUGUGGGAGGUGAAGGAGUGUGCAAGUGCACGCUCCAAGUACAUCUGCAGACAGGACAAGGGCUCUUCAUUUUCCCCAAUUCCCCCUCAGCCCCAACCUACACCCCCUCUCACAGGGUCCUGCCCCCCUGAUUGGAAGAGUUCCAGCACAUUGCAUUACUGCUACAAGGUCUUUCAUGCCGGUGACCUAGAGAAGAAGCUCACAUGGAUUCAGGCUCACAUGUUCUGUCAGAGGCACGGUGCUGAACUAGUCAGCUUUGGCAGCCCAGAUGAAGAAACCUUUGUGUUUCAGAUCCUCCACGAGACUUUUGGAGAGGAAGAGGAUCAUGAACAACACUGGCUCUGGAUAGGUAUAUCUCGCCGAAUCAGUGACAGCUGGACAUGGAGUGAUGGAACAGCUGUGUCAUAUCAGAACUUUGGUAGGGGUCCGUAUAGCUCGGCACUGUGUGGAGCUGCAAACGUGGCUGAUAUGAACUGGGUGAAGGCUGAUUGCAAUUCUGAACUAGACUGGCUCUGCAAAAUACCUAAAGGGAUAGCUGAGGUGGAGCCUGGGCCUUCUGAAGACUCUGGUCUGGACUGGGUUGAUUUCCAGGAAGCUCAGUAUAAGCUGUUUGAGCAUCGCACCACAUGGGGGCAGGCCCAGAGGAUCUGUUCAUGGUUUGGCGCCUCACUCGUCUCCAUACAUUCUGCCAGUGAGAAACAGUUCCUGGCAAGCACUCUGCGCAAGAUGUCAAGGAUUGAUAGUGAUCUCUGGUGGAUUGGACUACACACAUUUGAGAACGAUGGACGUUUCCGGUGGUCUGAUCACUCUGUGCUCAACUACGUGUCCUGGGGACUUGGCCAACCACGUCCCCUCACUAGAGACCGCAAGUGUGUCCACAUAUCUGCAUCUAAAGGGGAAUGGGCAGAUAAAAAGUGUCAUUUAGAUAUGCCCUAUGUGUGUAAGAGAGUAAAUGUCACCGGCACACCUCCUCCCACUCCUCCUCCUCCUCUCAUCCCAUCCGGUUGUCCUGAUGCCUGGAGUCCAUUCCUGCACAAGUGUUAUAAGGUGUUUGGGAAAGAGGAGUCGAGGCGUGUCACAUGGUCCGCUGCCCGCAUGAUGUGCCAGUCUCAAGGGGCAACACUAGCCACAGUGCCCACUCACAUUGAGCAAGCAUUCCUGGUGACUCUGAUGCCCAACUCGAGUUUUCAUCUGUGGUUGGGGCUUACGUCAGAUUCCCAAGGACACUUUAAAUGGGCGGAGCCUGGUCUUCUUAGCUAUACAAACUGGGGCCCUGGGGAGCCAGUGACCAACGGUGGACAAAACAAAAGUCCAACUAAUUGUGUGGUGCUACUCCAUAUUAGUCCUCACAGAACCACAGGAAUGUGGGCAUCUCGAGGAUGUGAAUCAGAGAAACAUGGCUACAUCUGCAUGAAAAACAAAGACCCUGCUAUUCCCCCCGGUGUGGACCCUCUUCCCCCUGUUCCUGAGGGGCAGCUGGAGUUUAAGGGCAAACAGUACCGUUUGUUACAGGCACGGCUAGACUGGGAAGGGGCUCUACAUGUGUGUGAAUCUGUUAAUGGUAGUCUGGCCUCGGUACGAGACCCACAGCAGCAAGCAUACCUCACACUCCUACUCAAUGCCCUCCGCAAACCUGCCUGGAUCGCACUACACAGUGAUGGGGGCCGUGGUUACAAGUGGCUGGGAGAGGACGAAGUUACUUUCAGCAAUUGGCGAGAUAGAGAACCUAAUCUGAUGGCUGGGUGUGGUCACAUGACCACCAAUGGCCAAUGGACUAUGUCAUCCUGUAAUAUAAAAUUGGAUGCAACCAUCUGUGAGCUGAAUACAGAGCGAGCAGUAGAUCACAGGUGGAUGUAUCCGGGUCACUGCCUUCAGACAGUCGGAGACUGGGCCUGGGUUCCAUUCAGAAACUCCUGUUACGCCUUUAACCUCAACCAGUUGCGGCUACAACACGAUGCUGAGCACGCCUGCAAGAAAGUGCGAGCAGAGCUACUAUCAGUGCUGGAUGAGAAUGAGAAUGGUUUUGUUUGGGAACACAUUCAGAGCUACCAGGAGCAGGCUCAUGGUGCCUGGCUUGGCAUGACCUUCAGUACCAAAGUAGGAGGCAGUCUGCAGUGGCCGGACAGUUCGGUGGUGGAGUACACUAACUGGGAGCAGCAGGACGGGAAUCUGAGCAUGCUCUCUGCUAACAGCUGCUUCUGGGUGCAGAGUAACACAGGGCUCUGGAAGCCUGGAUCCUGCAAGAACCGCACACACGGAGUCAUCUGUAAACGGCCCCGAGGACUGGAGGCUUCUGUUGUAGCAGCUGAUGUAGAUCAUCUACCUGCUCUCGUUCUCAUUCUGCUGGCUCUCCUGGUACUGAUUGCUCUGAUAGUGGGCGGAGUUUAUCUGUAUCGUAGGAAUAGCCCAGGCUCUUCCGGAUCCUACGAGGGCGCUCGUUACAGUCGCACUAACCUCACCCCAUCUGAAGAGGCAGAGAAAAAUAUCCUGGUGUCGGACAUGGAGCUAAACGAGCAAGGGGAAUAAUGAAGGAAGAUAGAUGAAAUCUUAAUGAUUGACUCAGCAAACUGGCCUGCACACACAAGGACUAAUUGAACUGACUUUGUUUUUGUUUCAAGGGUUUGUUUUUUUUUCUUUUUGUGGUGACAUGUAGAAAGCUGUGUGGAGCGCAGCAGAUGUCAAUCAAACACGAAGGUGGAACUCCACCCCAUUUGAACUGUUGCGUUAUACCUGCACACCAACCAACCAGAAUCCACCAGUUUAAAAAUGGCUGAUAUGUGACUGAUAUGCAAAUAGUGUUCUUUUUAUGCUUCACGUUAACUCUUUUUUGGGAAUUCAGUUUAUAACCAUAUAUGUGUUUCUUAGUUACCAUCCGGUCAUUUGUAUUUUUUGCGGUACAGAAAAGAAUUUCCAGAAAAGCCAUACCAGCUCAGAUUCCCAGACAAAUGCACACACACAAGCACACUAUCUGUACCAAAGUGUUAUACCAUAGCAGUAUUUUUGCAGACUGUGACUGUGAUGUGGUCCUGUUUUUACUUUUAUUCAUCUUUUUGAUUACCUCCAGCUAAAAGGAGGAUUAAUUUUUGAGUCCACAAAUCAUCUGCCUGUGGAAUUCUCCCCUUUUAUUUUCCCUUUCAUGUCGCUUCUCUCUCUCUCUCACCUCUUUGUUUCUCGUUCUCUCUCCAGCUGAAUGCUGGGUGCUGUCUGGAUGUGAUAAUCAUAGUGAUUAGAGAUGAAAGGAAUUGAUAGCAUGUGGAGCAUUUGACAAUACAGAGGAGAGACAGAGACAUAGAGGGAACACUGGGGGUAGAAAUGAGCUGUGUGGAUUAAAGAAUGAGAGUAAUUUAAAGGUCUUUUCAGCAUGGCUGGUGCUAGUUAAAGCUCGACUGUGCUGCUGAGAUUAGCUGGUGCUUGGAUCAAUUUGGUGUCUUUCCAUUUUUUGAGUGCUGUUUUGUAAAUGAGCUCUUUUGAAAGUUUACAUAAAUGAUCUGAGGAGUAGUGUGGCACAAACUACAGCUACUAGCUUUUUCUAGUUAUGACAUAUUGAUUCAUAAAUUCAUAGGUUCAAGCAAUCUUUCUGGCCAGUUCUUUUUUUUUUUUUUUUUUUGCUUUUCCUAACAUUCUUAAAAGGUUUCAGAUUCUGUAGAGUUGCCUUUUUCCUUUAUUCCUCAUUCUCUCUCUCCCUGUCUCUCUCUCUCGCUCUCUCUCUCUCUCUCUCCUUUUGGCGAAGGCGUGGGGAUGAAAAGGUGCUGCGGCCAACUGUGGAAUGUCGAGUCAGCAAGUGGAUCGGGUCUGGAACCAAUUUUAACCUUUGAGGAACAAGAGAGAGAGGGAGGGACAGAGAGAGAAAGAGAGAGAGAUGGAGAGAGAAAGAGAGAGUGAGAGACAUAAUGACAAAGAAAGAAAGAACGAAAGAAAGAAAGAAAGAAAGAAAGAAAGAAAGAAAGAAAGAAAGAAAGAAAAGUAUGCCUUUAGGUGCACAGGACUCGGAAGAUUUGUGCAAGUUUAUGUCGCACGGUCUCUGCGGCGCCUCUAGUGGACAUUGUGUCAUCACAGUAAGUGAAGUCUGCACUUUCAGAGAUAUUUACAAUCUUUUAUGAGCAUUUCUUCUCUAUGUACAUGUUACACGUGCAUGUUACAGCACAAUAACUGGCCAAGAUUGUGCAAAAAGCUAAGUGAAAUGAUAAAAUAUACAGCUCCUUCCAUGGUCUUGCUUACUGUCUGAGGUUCGGUCUUGAUGCAGUCAUCCUGAGUCAUACUACACUUUCAGAAUUUGAUAAAAGGCCAUUUCCUCAGCAGAGCAACUGCCACGUAGGCGAGUCUCAGUGAGUGCAGGUUUUUUUGUGGCCUCCCACGCCAUAAAACAUUUCAACAUUUUGCAAUGAUCCCUUCCAAAAACACUCAUGCAAUCAUCUUGCUACUUUUGACCAAAGAACAUUAGCCUAUAUCAUCGUAUACAGACAGAUUUUAUUUGCAAGGCUAGUAAAAAUCAAGUUGCUGAAAAAAAAUAGUUUAUAUGGUUUUUAUAAUUGGUUGAGAUUUCAAAAAAAAAAAAAAAAGUGACUCUGCAUUUGACCCAUCCAAAGUGCACACACACAGCAGUGAACACACACCCACCCGGAGCAGUGGGCAGCCAUUUAUGCUGCGGUGCCCAGGGAGCAGUUGGGGGGUUCGGUGCCUUGCUCAAGGGCACCUCAGUCGUGGCCGGCCUGAGACUCGAACCCACAACCUUAGGAUUACGAGUCAGACUCUCUAACCAUUAGGCCAUGACUUGCACCAAUUUCCAGGCACCUUUCAGGCAAAAUAUUUCCUGAUAAUCAAAAAUACUGCAGUUUUUUCAGAAGUAAGAUUGAGGAAUCAGAAGACAGUCAUUGUGAUGGUUUAUUGUGCACAGAGACAGCCUGUGCAAUCCACAGCGUAAUCAUGCACUGGAAUACUUGACUUUAAGGUAAUGCUCAAGGCUAUAAAAAAAUACAUAAUCCUAUUCUUUGGAUUACAUUUAUGAUCCAUUCAUGUAAACUUAAAGUUUCAUAAGUGUUUUACGUAUUAUAACCACUGACCAGGUGAUUAUCCAUCUACGUAUCUCACAAUUAGGAGACACCUCAUCUAUCUACAUCCCAACCAUCAAAUCACAUGUAGCUAUUAGGCCUAAAAUGAGCCAACAUACCUGUAGUUUUUGUGUCCUGGGCUUGUUGCAGACUUUUAAAAGAACACAGGCAGCAACAGUAAAGCGCAAUUUAACAAUAAAAUAAACGUAUAGCCUGAGGCUAAAAUAGCAGCAGCAAUGGCAAUGUCUUUUUCAAGGUUAUGAAACAAUUCAUUAUUCAUUUUUUGUGACAAAAAACAAAACAAAAAACCUACCACAAAUGUCUGUAGCAAAUAUCUGCUAUCAGCUGAUAACUCAUAAUGCCUAUGCAGUAAAGCUAGAAAACAUGUCGUGACAUUAGGAAUGGUUUAUAUUUAAUUUCUUUUAGUCAAUUUGCUUUCAUUCCAGGAUAUAAUUUUUUGCUUUUCCACAUUGACAUGAGCUGGUUAGCUAAACAUCAUUGCAAGUCUAUUACACUGGGGACUGCUCAUGACUGAGACCUGAAAUUUCUUUCUUUCUUUCUUUUUUCUAUCUUUCUUUCAUGAGCUAAAUGCUUAAAAGCUGUCAAGGUUUCUAAGAUAGAUGGCUAGUCAAGUAGCUGACUGAUUAAAGCCUCCAAGACCAAAUAAACUACACACACACACACACACACACACACACACACACACACACACACACACACACACACACACACACACACACUGUAGUAUAAAUGAAACCUGGCCAGAAGCGGUUGAUUCAUAUUCUAUAACAGCAGCUGUGACAACAGAUUCGGUUAUAAUUUUAUAAAACAAACAAACAAACAGAAGCUUCUAUUGUUUUCCCCACUUCUUCCACCUGUAAGAGAGACAGCCAGUAUAACCUGAGGCAAAUAAUAAAUGGAUGAAAUUGACUGAAAAUUUCUGAAAGGGUCUUGUAACAGUAAGUUUUCCAGCAUGAGAAAUGCUUCAGGGCAGAGAAUUGUGUGCUUUCUGGUUUCUCAGUAAUACAACAAGAUACAUGUUUUGCCAUGAAGGAAGAGAAAAAGAGAAGCUGGUGAGGAAAUAACUCUUCAAGGCUGCUUGAUAACAGGAUAAUUAAUCAAUCAAUUAAUUAAUUAGUUCAUUCAUUAAAUAUAACUAUAUACAGGUAAAACAACAGUAAUACAUUUUAAACGCACAUUGCUGUGGUAUAAUAAUAAUCCCAUUUCUCGUCAAGCCACGUUACACCAUCGUGCUUUAUUUCAUACUUAUGGCCUACAUUUAUUAAAGCAAUUGUGCUAACAUGCUGCUGUUAGUAGCUUAUUUCUCCCAGCCUGUGAUGAAGCCCCCUGCUGGCUGUGGGGCCCAUAACAGCCACUUAGUUCACUUGGUUGGGCCUGUUGGGAUCCAUUGCUUUUAUCAUACUGACCACAGUUAGAUGUUAGUAUUGGAAUUUAAGCGAGUAAUAAAAAUGUGACAGGAAUAAUGACAUAGCGAUACUGAUGGCUCAUAACUACAUGUCCAAACAUUGGCUGUAAUACCACACAUGACAGAAUGACAUGAGUUGAGGUUGCGACACAGUUACUGAUGUCAUCUACGCUUAGGACCUUGUAGUAGAGGACAAACAAUGUAAUGUGAUUGUAACUGCGAAAAUGAGAUCGAGGGUUUUUCCUUUCCUUCUUUUUGUCAGAAACAGUAAAUGAAUUGACUCGA